Oryzias latipes (Japanese medaka) is the source of this 959-nucleotide messenger RNA. It is a transcript of the gene mmab, whose product is annotated as metabolism of cobalamin associated B. The record is from RefSeq and is a predicted model, not a curated record. Gene Ontology annotation, molecular function: corrinoid adenosyltransferase activity. NCBI's taxonomy places the organism in Eukaryota, Metazoa, Chordata, Actinopteri, Beloniformes, Adrianichthyidae.
AACUACGGCCACCACGAGAGGACAAACUCUUUCAUUAAGCGAAGUCUUAUGUAGAUGCUAACUUAUAGGUCAAAUAUGGCAUCAUUUGUCUUCAGAACCACUCUCCUCCGCUGUGCAGCAAGAAGUGUCGCCACUAAAUAUCGAACUCCAAACCGGUGGCGUUCAGAGCAAAGUUAUGCUACAGCAGAAGAUAAUAAAGGACCCAAAAUAUACACAAAAACAGGAGACAAAGGGUUCUCCAGCACAUUCACCGGAGAAAGAAGACCAAAGGAAGAUCACAUAUUUGAAGCAUUGGGAAAUACAGAUGAGCUUUCGUCAGCUAUAGGAUUGGCCAGAGAGUUUUGCCUUGAGAAAGGUCACACAUUCAUACAUCAACUGGAUAAGAUACAAUGCAUUCUACAAGAUGUGGGCUCUAAUAUUGCUACUCCUCGAUCAUCUGCUAGAGACAGUCAUAUAAAAAAAACAAAGUUUACCUCUCAGCCAAUUGCAGACCUGGAAACAUGGAUCGAUAACUUUACGAAUGAACUUCCACCGCUCACCAACUUCAUUUUACCUUCUGGUGGGAAGAGUAGUGCAGCUUUGCAUUUAGCUCGGACAGUCUGUCGGCGAGCAGAGCGCAGCGUGGCUCCAAUUGUGCGUUCAGGGGAGGCGGAUCAAGAUGUUGCGAAGUUUCUGAACAGGCUGAGCGACUACCUGUUCACAGUUGCCAGAUAUGCAGCCAUGAAAGAAGGCAAUGAGGAGAAAAUCUACAAGAGACCAGAAUAACAGAGGACUUUCAUCGGGUUUAAAAUAUAUAGUUUGCAGUCGUUAUUUUUAUUGAAAUAUUUUAAUGACAGAUAAUAAAAAAUAAAAGCACUGCACAAGAAAGUUAAAAUAGGCAUUCAUUCUUGGCAUGAUGAGACACAUCCUAUAUUAAAUCCAACUUUACCUUUUUCCUUUUAUUAAAGUCUAACAAUACA